CGUCUUUAGUCACCGUUCUUCCCGUGACAAAAUUGACGACUUACAAGUUAGACGAGUUCGGGAGAACGUCUUGAAAGGUCUGAAUGAAGCCCAUGACUUUUGUAAGAACUCCCGAGGUAUGUACUAUGACACUGACACGAAAGAUACGUCUAUCAUAUGUGAGGAGCUUCGCAUAUCGCCAGAUGGGGCUCACCUAGAUCCCCUGUCACCUGUUUUCUUCGAACCCCUGGAGGCUGGACAUGUCCCUUCUCCUUACCCUACCGAUGCCGAGACCCAGGAAGGGCUGAAUGCGAUUAACAAGAGAUGGGGAGAGGAGUCAAGAAUUCCACAGAAAUUGAAUGAUGAAGCCUAGAGUCUUCUAUUCAGGAUCCAGCAUUUCUUCAGACAAUUCCAGCGAGACGUCCCACUGGCCCCGGGUGACUCUUUAUCAAGUUUAAUGCACCUCGCAAAGUGGGUUCCUAUGGACAAUAUUUAUCCGGAGGCCGUCGCAGAUGAAUUUGAAUGGGCAUUGUGGUAUGCGGUCUGGAAGGCCAGAAAAGCGCUCAAUCUUCCACACACCAUGAUUGCAAAUAUGUAUAGAAGGGAGGCAGAUGACAAACUCCUUACGCACAAGGUCCUAAUCUUCUUGGCCGUUAUGAUCACCCGCCUGGGAGGCAACGACUUCGCCCGUCAUACUGUUGUGCCGAUCAUGGCUAUCACCGUAUUCGCCGGCUACAAACUAAGAAUCCUGCAAGCCCACUACUGUCUCGAGGGUCUCGUAAUUCGAAAAUCACACUUAUUGAGCUUCACUGACAAGGAUGUGGCACUUCCUAAUAUGGAUAUCGUGAUGAGGUUUAUGGCUGCUAAAAUGGUUGGAAACACGAAGAACUUGCAUGUAAUG
Molecule: messenger RNA, 880 nt
Organism: Aspergillus sclerotioniger CBS 115572
Lineage: Eukaryota; Fungi; Ascomycota; Eurotiomycetes; Eurotiales; Aspergillaceae
Exons: 3
Source: RefSeq, a predicted model, not a curated record